UGGUUUCCCGGAAGCUUUAGUCGCCGAAACAAGCCUGCGAUACGAUUCAAGCGCUCGGGUCGAUGCGCCACCGGCACUGAAGAAUUGGUUUUCGUUUACAACGUUGCAUUAUAGCAGGGAAUUCAUUCCAAAGAACAGUGAGUCAACGAGGUGCAGAAGUCGGGUUUGGCUAGAUAGCUCCAGCAAAUCGGGCCUGUAUUUAUUUGAACUUGCCAGAGCUUUGCGACACUUCUGAAUCCUCGCCGAGCCUGUCGCUUUAGACGAGGAUUAGUUAUCUCGCUAGUAUCGUCUCUACAAAGCAAGUACGACUGAAAUUUUUGUCAAACUGCAGGCUUAGUUGGUUGCGUAACGGUGAUGGUACCUCGAAUCAUCCGGCAAGUUAGGCUCCAUAUAUUUAGUGGCCUACUGGUUCUGUUUCUGGCUUGCUCGACGCCCACUGUGAAAUGCGCUAGCAUAGCUACUCAUUCUGGCCUUCCCACUGCUAGACAAACUGAUAUCAUAAGCUCUUUGAAUCCAAUUGAAGCCACAACUUCUCCAGGAACUGAAGAAGUUUUAAGCCAGUCGCAGUUCACUAGUGUACCGCGACUCUUACCUGCACCGACUGGGUCGACAGAAGCUGCUCGCCCUCCGCCUAGUGAAAAUGGACGCACCGCCACAGCGACGACUUCUUCGAGAGCGACGCGGUCAACAACGCUCAAUGAGUCGACGGGCGCAAAAACCGGGACAUCAGCGACAACUUCCACUACCGGUAGCGCGUUGGAUACAAAGCCGGUAGUACCAUCUUCGACCCCCGAUUCACAUGAGCCAAGAAAAUCGAAGUUUAUCGAAGACUUCAAGGCCACUAUCAAGCAUAUCAUGUCCACCAUGGGCAGUGGGCUCGCGCGGAGGCUACUGCAAGCUGAUAUAUCGGCGGAAUGCAGCCUCGGCGUGCUGAAGUUCAUGCGUGCAGUUCAGGAGCUGGAGCCGUGGGCACUGAGACUGGUUGACUCUACCGCCAAGUACCCGAACGGUAUGCUCCAGGCGUCCACAGCCGAUUUGGGCGCUUACGACGAGUGCAUAGAGACUGUCGUGCACGACGAAUACGGGGACGUGAAAGUGCGUGGCCAGUACUGCAACGUCCACGUGUCGCUCGGCGAUGACCACUCUUUCAUAGGAGACAUACUCCCUGCUUUCCUCUACUCACACAAGAGGGCCCAAAACUUCACUUCAUACGUCAUGGACCAAAGGCUUCCUGGUCUGCGCCUCGGCGUCUGCUUCGUAAGCUCGUGUAGCGCGCAAGACCUCACCAACAUCGCCCGCACCCUGAUGGGAAACGUGGCAAAAAUUGUUGUCAAGAACUGCGUGACAAACGAGUAUGAAGCGAUAAACGCCACACAAGCCUGGAUAAUAGGUUUUUUGGCUGUCCUCGCGGCUGUGAUUGUUUCUGCAACAGGCUUUGAGCUACUCACGGAAAACUGGGACAAGAGCCACAAGAAAGCUUUUCCAUACAGGUGUGCGGUGGCAUUCUCAGCAUUGUCAAACACACGGCUCAUUUUGAGCGUCAACAAGGACGAAAAUUCCGAAACUUACUCGUACCGCUUCAUGCACGGCAUCCGCUUUCUGAGCAUCUUCUGGAUUUGCCUUGGCCACUCCUACGGAACAAUAACCGAAAACAUAACGAGGCUCGUUAACGCCCUUCACUACUUUGAGCGCUGGGAAACAUUGAUCGUGACAGCAGGCUACUUGGCUGUGGACAGCUUCUUCUUCUUCAGUGGAUUUUUGUUGUACUACACACUUAACAAGCAAAAGCGCAAUCGGGUUGUCGUGGCUGUGGUGGCAAUCAUCAGGAGAUACAUCAGGGCCACCGUUCCCCUCUUCUUCAUGAUCAUGUGCAUGUACCUGCUGCCCCUUAUUGCAACGGGACCCAAUUCCAAGGAAUUCUACAACAGAUUCUACGCAGAAAUUCGCAAGCACUGGUGGGACUUGUUGUUUCAGAUGCGCAACUGGAGGGCAGACGAGGAAGUGUCCACCAUGCCACACCUGUGGUACCUAUCUGCAGACUACCAGUUCUUCUUGGUGGCGGUAGUGAUUAUCCAGAUGUUUAAAGCGAGGAAGUGGCUCAUCGCAAUAAUUUUCAGUGUUUUAUCUAUCGUGUCAUGCGGAAUCGCUGCCUGGCAGAUAUACGGCACCAACAUGACACCGUUCCUUGUGGCUUUGGCAAAUGAGUUCGGUACUGUGAUGGACACGCUGAACCACUACUAUAUGCUUCCAUUCUACCAUGGAGUCUGCUUCUUUUCUGGGUGUUUAACAUUCCUCCUCGUUGAGAGAUAUGGCAAGGCAAAAAUAUCAAAGAUGAUCCAGGCCUCACUGUGGUGCAUAUGCCUCUUCUGUGGCCUAUACUGUCUGUUCAUGAAGAUCGAGUGGUAUCGAAGCAGCGAACGGGCUUCCGAGACGAAGCGAAUGUUUUACGCCUUCACCGACCGCAUCUUCUGGUCCAUCUGUGUGGCAUGGUUCGUCUUCACGUGCGCUACUGGCAGAGGAGGAAUCGUGAACCGCUUCCUGUCCUGGAAUGGGUUCGUGCCACUGAGCCGGCUGUCGUUUGGCGUGUACCUCAUCCACUCGCCGUUCUACAUACUCAUGUACCACAUCGCCAGGGAACGUGUUUUCUUCUCGCACUUCACUCUCGUGUCCCAGUGUUUCGCCGUCAUGGUUUGGAGCUACAUCCUCAGCUACUUUCUCUUCAUCGCCUGCGACGCUCCGACGGGACACCUCGAGAAGUUGGUGUUCAUGCCCGAGCGGCGAAAGGAACCGUCGCGGGUGGGCGUCGCGGCUAAUGGCGUCCAGCAUAACAGCAACAACAACGCCAAGGACUUGCCCGUCGGCAUCAUCGAGGAGGGCCCGAUCAAGAAUUAUUUCUCCGGAGCAGUGCCCCCUUCUUUAGGAGGAACGGGCCUCGAUGACGGAUGCUGCGUCGACAAGAGUUGUCGCUUGUGAAACCGCGCUAAGAACAGUUGUUGGACACUCUGUACGAGGCGUGGCAAUCGUCCACCGAUUGGUGCUUCUGCGCGCCCCCACCAGCGAGCCGAGCGUUAUCGGAGAAAAAAAAAAGAGACAAUACAUAAGUCUGCGUGGUCGGCACCAUUGCGAGCGCAGGUGCGCAACUUUGCGCUGGAAAGAAUUACGCCGUGCUCGAACAGGGUUACCGCGCGAAGAACUCUCGCCGGGGAAGGCGGUUUUUGCUGACAUCAGUGCUACACGCCAUUUGUAACGGAAGCACGUUGAGUCACUACGCUUUCUCUAUUUAAAGGACGCAGAAGCGGUCGAGUGGAAGGUUUCAAUGCGUGGUAAUAUCGCUGAUUGCACCACACAAUUGUUAAACACUACAUUCAUGUACGUGUCUGCUGAUGAGCCAGUGCUAUAUACGGGUGCUACAUACGAAAAGUUUUUUUUUGUGUGUGUGUGUGCAUAGGGGGGGGGGGGGGGGUGUUCGGUGGCUUUAUCUAUGCAGGAAAAAUGUGACCGCUCAUUUCGGCAGCCCAAAGCUAUUUAAUGAGAGACAACGAAUUGCAAGAAGAAUGACGUAAGAGGCAAAGGGUUUGAGUUAGGAUUCUACUAUACGUAAAAGAAGCCUUGUAAACGUAGUUGGCUACACCUAUCGCACUAUGAUUUAAAACAAUGCAAUAAUGUCCUAUUAAAGUUAUCGCGCUUUCUCCGACUCUGUAUAUAAAAAAAAAAAAGCAGAGUGGUUGGUCAGCAUAAUUUCACGUUUGCUCGGGUUGAAAGUUGUGUGUAGAGAAAAAAGCUUGUGCGUGAAUGACGACAUCGUAAAUAGUUGUUGUUUUCAUGGAAAACCUUCAAAUUGCACGCAUCACUUUCACAAUGUCGGCAUGUUGCAUUUUGCCAUAUGUGGACCUAUUUAUUUUCCAUAGAACCAUGCGCGUUGCGCUCUGUACAUAAAUUGUAAAUAAACUGUUCGUAUGUUUUGAA
Messenger RNA from Dermacentor andersoni, 3966 nucleotides. Its product is annotated as nose resistant to fluoxetine protein 6-like. Lineage: Eukaryota; Metazoa; Arthropoda; Arachnida; Ixodida; Ixodidae. The record is from RefSeq and is a predicted model, not a curated record. Gene Ontology annotation, molecular function: acyltransferase activity, transferring groups other than amino-acyl groups.